Messenger RNA from Ctenopharyngodon idella (grass carp), 2622 nucleotides. It is a transcript of the gene parp3, whose product is annotated as poly (ADP-ribose) polymerase family, member 3. Gene Ontology annotation, molecular function: NAD+ poly-ADP-ribosyltransferase activity. Bases 175 to 1764 code for a protein of 529 amino acids. NCBI's taxonomy places the organism in Eukaryota, Metazoa, Chordata, Actinopteri, Cypriniformes, Xenocyprididae. Gene Ontology annotation, cellular component: site of double-strand break. The record is from RefSeq and is a predicted model, not a curated record. The transcript is spliced from 12 exons.
GACGUAAACUUUUAGAAACACGGAAGUCAGGCUGCAGACAGACAUUCCCGAAGUGUGAGUGAAUCUGCAAACUUUCACUGCACCGUCACUAGCAGACACACCCCCGUGAUUUCUGUGAAGGCGUUUUCUGAUAGGCUGCCAGGAAGCUCUACGUCACUUACAAGAGGAAAGAGAAUGGCACCUAAGAGAAGGGCAACAUCAAGCACCAAAGCUGGAGGGAAGAAGGUAAAGAAGGAGCCUGAAGCUCCACCAAAGGACAAGUUCACCUCUGUCAAAGAGGCCCUGAAGGCAACAGCACCGCAGGUGAAAAGCACGAGGAACCCUGACAGCUUCUGUCAUCUAUCAAACGCUGAGGUUCACGAAGAUUACGACUGUAUGCUAAACCAAACUAACAUUGGAAACAACAACAACAAAUUCUAUGUAAUCCAAGUCUUAGUGUCUGGAGGGAAGUACUAUUGCUGGACAAGAUGGGGCAGAGUUGGAGAGUCAGGCCAAAACAAUUUAGCUGGUCCAUCUACCGCUGAUGCAUCCGUUAAGAUUUUCGAAAAGAAAUUCAAAGACAAGACCAAGAAUAAUUGGAGCGAUCGAGAAAACUUUGUCUCGCAUACUGGGAAGUACACAUUGAUAGAGGUAGAUGGGGAUCAGGAUGCAGAAGUGAAGGUGGACUCUGUAGACGGUGGAAAUGUGAAGGUGAAAAGUGAACAACACGUUCUGCCUUGUACAUUGGAUGAGGCAACUCAAAGACUCAUCCGAUUCAUCUUCAACAACGACAUGUUCAAAGAAGCCAUGUCCAGCAUGAACCUUGAUAUUAAGAAGAUGCCUUUGGGGAAACUCAGCAAGCAGCAGAUAGCCAAAGGCUUUGAGGCUUUGGAGGAGAUUGAAGCUGCAAUAAAGAAGGGGGAACAAAAGAAGUUAGAAGAACUCACCAACAAAUUCUUCACCAUUAUUCCUCAUAACUUUGGCCGCAACAGACCCCCUAUCAUCUCUGAUGAUUCUGUUCUUCAGGGCAAGAAGGAGAUGCUUUUGGUUCUUGCAGACAUCGAGGUUGCCCAGAGUCUUAAAGCUGAAUCUGAGAAAGCCACAGAAGAAAUGAAGGAUAUGGUGCCUCAUCCAGUUGACCAAAAUUACCAGUCUCUGAAAUGCAAGCUAAGUUUGCUGGAUAAGAAAUCGAAGGAAUAUAAGAUAAUUGAGAAGUACUUGAAUGCAACUGGACGCAAAGGACUCACUUUAGUGGACGUCUGGGAAGUUGACAGAAAUACAGAGGCUGAGCGCUUCAGGGAAAAUGAUGCAUUGGGGAACCGGAAGCUGCUUUGGCAUGGAACAAACGUGGCAGUGGUUGCAGCCAUUCUGAAGAGCGGCCUUCGUAUUAUGCCCCAUUCUGGUGGACGUGUGGGCAGGGGAAUCUAUUUUGCCUCUGAAAACAUAAAAUCUGCGGGCUAUGUGCAUCCAUCCAACAACAUUGGCAUCAUGUUUCUAAAUGAAGUUGCUUUGGGAAAAGAACACACCAUCACACAGGAUGAUUGCAGCUUAAGGAAGGCUCCCGCUGGCUAUGACAGCGUAGUUGCACGAGGAACCCAAGAACCAGAUCCCUCGAAAGAUGUCUCCAUUGAGUUUGAUGGUAAAAAGGUGGCGGUUCCUCAGGGAAAAGCCAUAAAACAGCAGCAGUACGAAGGAAGUUACUUCUACAACAGUGAGUAUCUCAUCUAUGAGGAAAGCCAGUGUCGCAUCCGAUACCUCCUGGAGUUGAAGUUCAAUUAUCACUAGAGCUGAUUUGAAAACAUGGAACUGUAGCUACAUAUAUAGCCACUUAUAUAUGCCACUUUUGCUAUGUGAUUUCACUCUCACAUACUGUAUAAAGCGUUGAAUGUUUGAGUUAAUUAGUCGGAAAGUCUACAAAUAUUUGAUUACUCCAUUACAUCUUUAUCAUGUACUGUAAACUUUGGUUGGUAUAGCCUUACAGUAUGUUUGCUCAUUAUGCCUUUUCUCUGAGUGAGGUUUGAAUGUCUUCCUAUCAUUACUAUUCUGUAAUUAUGUUAUUCAUAUUAGAAACAUCACUGCUGGUUUCUGUACUGUCAUAAAAAGUUAGCAUACAUGUUUACCUUUAAACAUUUGAAAAAUGUUGAAUAAAUGUGUAAUUUCAUUAAAAGAACAACAUUUUCAAAAAGGGCCAAAAUGAAGAAGGAUAAAAGAUUGUAAUUUUUUUUGAAAGCUUGUUUUUUUUUUUUUUUUGUCAAUUAAAUACUCUUAUUUUACACAGAAUAAGAGUAUUUUAUAAAAAAAAAUUCUGAAGUAUGAUUGAAGCCUAAUUAAAUUAUUUGAGAAUAUUUGCACUAAUUUGCACUAAUUCAUGCAAGCUGCUCAUAUAUUGCUGAUAAUCAUUGCUUCUAAAGGAAGUCUAAUGCUAUUACGGCCCUUUAUACUUUUGUUUGGUUAGAUGUUUGUUUUACCAAGCAUUUAUUUUAAGUUGUUUACACAAUUAUAUUGUACUACAAUAGCUAUAGAUAUUAUUCCAUAUAUUUUUCUCUUUUAUGUUGUAAGCUUUGAAGUAAAGUUUUGUUGUAAAUGUUAAUGUAACUGCUUAGUACUGAAAAAAACUGAAGAUAAUAAAUGAUUAUAAUUAUA